This is a messenger RNA of Daldinia childiae, 1158 nucleotides long. RefSeq lists its product as uncharacterized. Gene Ontology annotation, biological process: endoplasmic reticulum tubular network organization. Bases 1 to 1158 code for a protein of 385 amino acids. The record is from RefSeq and is a predicted model, not a curated record. Gene Ontology annotation, cellular component: endoplasmic reticulum tubular network. NCBI's taxonomy places the organism in Eukaryota, Fungi, Ascomycota, Sordariomycetes, Xylariales, Hypoxylaceae. The transcript is spliced from 3 exons.
AUGGUGUCUUUUUGGCCUUGGAAGGGCGAUGUCUCUUCCCCGUCCUCUUUCGAGAAGACCCUCUCGACUCUAUCUAACAAGAUCACAACCACCCAAACUCAACUUGACCGAGCGCGAUCCCGUUCCCGUCGCAUCAAAGUUCUCUGGACUCUCUAUCUCGCUUUCGCUUACCUCGUUUACGCUGUUGUCUUAACCUUAGUGGUCGGGUGGCAGAACAUAGGUCCGUGGGAAUGGACUGGAAUGGCUGGCGGCCCCGUGUUCAUUUAUCUCGUUAGGACCUUCACCAAUGCCUACUUCAGCUUUCGCAUCGACACACUUGAGUCUCGUCUCAAAGACCACCAAACCGAACGCGCCAGUACAAUACAAAAGCUGAAAGAUGCUACCAAAUACGACUCCACCCUAGAAUUACUAGAGAAGUAUGGAGGUUCUGGAGAGAAGCGUGUCCAGCCUAGAAAACAGACGAUAGAAGGCGAAAACCUCAGCAGCGAGCAGAGAAAAGGGGGCAAUAAGAAACCACGACAAGGUGAAGGUUCCGAUAUUUCUAACUCGAGAGUCAACAUUCCCCCUCCGCCAACCGCCAACAUUCAAAGACCACUUCAGCCUCCGAUUCUAGGAGCUCCGGAGUCUCGCCCGGGCUCUUCUCGUAUACCCAACCAUCACGCACCACACCUAGACCAGCAAUCUAUGGAAGAAUUCGCCCCUAAUGCUGGCCCGCUUCCUCCAUCAUAUUCCCAUUAUGAAGUUAAUACAGGUUCACACCACUGGUAUGACCGUAUCAUGGACCUCAUGCUUGGUGAAGAUGAGAUGGCACCCAAAAAUCGAAUCGUAUUAAUAUGUAAAAAUUGCCGCCUGGUGAACGGACAAGCUCCUCCGGGAACACAGUCAUUAUCGGAGUUGGGCCGGUGGAAAUGUAUGUCCUGCGGAGCAACAAAUGGAGAAAUGGAUGAGGGUAAGAAGAUCAUUCGAGAAGUUCUCAGAUCAAAUGAACCAAGCACUGCAUUGGGAGGCGAUGAUCGCGAUAGUGAUCUAUCAAGCGACUUGGUCAAAGGCGAGAAUGACAGCGAAGAUACUGGAGAUACGGAUGGAGGAGAGGCGCCCACUGCCACUCAGCAAUCGAACCAGAGGUAUCGCAACAAAAAAUCACAAAUGGUUCCGUAA